Messenger RNA from Amyelois transitella, 2024 nucleotides. RefSeq names its product kinesin-like protein KIF12. Bases 1 to 1857 code for a protein of 618 amino acids. Gene Ontology annotation, biological process: microtubule-based movement. The record is from RefSeq and is a predicted model, not a curated record. Gene Ontology annotation, molecular function: microtubule motor activity; ATP binding; microtubule binding. The transcript is spliced from 13 exons. NCBI's taxonomy places the organism in Eukaryota, Metazoa, Arthropoda, Insecta, Lepidoptera, Pyralidae.
AUGGCCCUGAAGAACCUACAGUUGUUCCAGCCCAAGACUGACAUGUUAUAUCGCCAUGGUACGCCCAUGAAAGCGCCACCCACUGCCCUGAGUAGAAGCAUAUCCAAGUCUGCGGAGACACUCGUGGCUACUACCAGAAAUGGUAAAGAAAUCCGAGCCCGUAAGACCCGCAGCACAGAGCAGCCUGGAGCUGGUCUGGUCAAGGGGGCUAGUUCCUCAGUGCUGCCAGCCCUGGUCAAAGGCUGGGGGCGGGAUGACGACAGCAUACAUAGCCGGUCUAGAAACAAUAGCGGCAGCAGCAGAGCUGGUAGUUUGGACCGUAGCACCCGAGGCUCCAGCACUACCCUCAACUCUGACGAGGACAACAUCAACGUCGUCGUCAGAAUCCGGCCCUUCAAUGAGAAGGAGCGAUCAUGCGCCGAGAAGGAAAUCCUGGAGUUUCCCGGGAGAGGCCAAGUGGUCUGCAACACUGACGCCCCUGGACAGAAGCCCAAGGUCUUCUCUUACAACGUGGUCUUCGAACCUGCUGCUACUCAGGAAGAUGUUCUGGAAUAUUCCGGCAUCAAGAGGCUACUAGAAAUGGCAAUAGAAGGAUUCUCGUGUACAGCGUUCUGCUAUGGACAGACGGGAAGCGGGAAGACGCACACUCUUACAGGACCACCUGGAUUGGUGGAGAAAGGCACGAGUCCACAUAACCCCGAGCACGGCCUGGUGGUCAGAUCAUUUGUGUACCUCUUCAAGUUGAUCCGGGAGCGGCCAGACUGCCACUUCAUAUUAAAGGCGUCAUUCUUAGAGAUUUACAAUGAGAAGGUGAUAGACCUACUGAACCCAGGCACCUCUAGAAAGCCUCUCCAAGUGCGGUGGUCCAAGGAAAGCAGGAGUUUCUACGUGGAGAACCUAUUCACGGUGGACUGUGAAGAGCUGGAUGAUUUGUUUGCUGUUUUGGAAGAAGGGAUGAGAAACCGCGCAGUAGGCGCGCACGCAAUGAACGCUCACUCGUCUCGCUCGCACACGCUGUUGUGCGUGCGCGUGCGCCGCGAUCUACGGAACGCCGGUGACGUCACUUGCUCUACUCACGGGAAGAUCAAUUUCGUCGAUCUGGCUGGCAGCGAGAUGACUAAAAAGACUAAUAGUUCUGGAAAGACGCUGGAGGAAGCUAAUAAUAUAAAUAGAAGCCUAAUGGUGCUAGGAUACUGUAUAGCUCAACUUAGUGACGGUAAAAAGAGAGGGCACAUCCCUUAUAGGGACAGCAAGCUGACGAAGCUGUUGGCCGACAGCCUCGCGGGGAACGGAGUCACUUUGAUGAUAGCGUGCAUAGCCCCCUCGAAGUCAAAUCUCAGUGAGACGAUAAACACGCUGAGAUAUGCCGCUCGAGCCAAGAAGAUCAAGUCCAAGCCCAUCGUCAAAAUGGACGCCCGAGAUGCCCUCAUCCUAAGUUUGAAGAGAGAAGUGGAGGCGCUUCAGGCAGAAAACCAGCACUUGCGAACCGCUCUCCACGUGCAAACAGAUUACAAUAUGGAUUCAUACGGUCAUCGGCGUACCCCAACCCGGAUCGAACCAAACAAACUGUACCAACUGCCGCAAACGGAACUAGUGGAACUGGUGCAAAUACACAUGGAGGAGAACACCGCUUUGAGGAAUGAAAACAGCGAGUUGUUCGGAGUCAGGGACCAGCUGCUGAGGGACCAGGAGCUGCUGAGCAGGGAGAAUGAGAGGCUGCUGAAGAAAUUGGAGGAUGUUAACUCUGUUUGUGUCAGAUCGCCGAUCAUCCCCGCGCGGCCGGCUUACACGGACGAGACCAACAUUUGGACCAACCCCUCGGCGUCCACCGCCAGCAGUGUAAGUGGAGGCAGCUAAGUAUCCAGAACAUUGAAGUCUGUGAAUUGUCAAGACAAACAUGCUCCCAACAAAUAAUAUUGAAAUUUUGUCAAAAAUCUCAUCAGACGAUAAAUUAUUUUCGAUGUGGCCAACAUUUGGCCCAACCCUUCAGUGUCCACCAGCAGCAGUUCAAGUGGAGGCAGCUA